Molecule: messenger RNA, 1482 nt
Organism: Miscanthus lutarioriparius
Lineage: Eukaryota; Viridiplantae; Streptophyta; Magnoliopsida; Poales; Poaceae
Source: the annotation of a GenBank genome assembly
AUGGGUUCGAAAUCCGUAGACGAGGUGCUCGAUGCCGCCGCCGCCGGAGUCCAUUACUCCGCACUCCGUCUGGACGGCCUCAACACCCAGGUUUCCGCCGCAUCGUACGAGGAACAACCAAAUGAACCAACGACGUCUGGCCUCGAGAAUGGCCACCAGGAGCCCUUUGUUAUUGGUGUUGCUGGGGGUGCAUCGUCAGGCAAAAGUACCGUGUGCAAGAUGAUCAUUGAUCAGCUCCGGGACCAGCGUGUUGUGGUUGUUACGCAGGAGUCCUUUUAUUAUGGAUUGACGGAUGAAGAAUUAGUCCAUGUCCAUGAUUAUAACUUUGAUCAUCCAGAUGCAUUUCAUACAGAGCUACUUCUCUCUUGUAUGCAAAACUUGAAACGUGGCAAAGCUGUCGACAUCCCUAAUUACAACUUCAAGACAUACAAGAGUGUCCCAAAUGCAAGGAAGGUUAAUCCUUCGGAUGUUAUUAUUUUGGAAGGAAUUCUAGUUUUUCAUGAUUCGCGCCUCAGGGAUCUGAUGAACAUGAAAAUCUUCGUUGAUACAGAUGCUGACGUACGGUUAACAAGGAGGAUCCGUCGUGAUACCAUUGACAAGGGUAGAGAUAUCAAAGCUGUGUUAGAUCAGUACUCAAAAUUUGUUAAGCCUGCUUUUGAAGACUUCAUCCUCCCAACGAAGAAGUAUGCUGAUAUUAUCAUCCCACGAGGUGGAGACAAUGAUGUGGCAAUUGACCUAAUUGUUCAACAUAUUCGGACUAAACUUGGACAACAUGAUCUUUGUAAAAUACACCCCAAUUUGUACGUAAUUCAGACUACUUAUCAGAUACGAGGCAUGCACACAAUAAUAAGGGAUGCUGCCACAGCAACACAUGAUUUCAUAUUUUAUGCUGAUCGGUUGAUUCGAUUGGUUGUCGAACAUGGUCUUGGUCAUCUUCCUUUCCAGGAAAAGCAGGUCAUCACUCCGACUGGAUCUGUUUACACUGGUGUGGAGUUCUCCAAAAGGUUGUGUGGUAUCUCAGUGAUCAGGAGUGGCGAAAGCAUGGAGAAUGCACUACGGGCAUGCUGUAAAGGUAUAAAGAUUGGGAAGAUUCUUAUUCAUCGGGAAGGAGACAAUGGACAACAGCUCAUCUAUCAAAAUUUACCAAAAGAUAUUGCAAAUAGGCAUGUUCUGCUGUUGGAUCCCAUAUUGGGAACAGGAAAUUCAGCAGUUCAAGCCAUCUCCCUUCUAUUGAAGAAGGGUGUACAGGAAGCAAAUAUUAUAUUCCUUAAUCUUAUUUCAGCGCCCCAAGGAGUGCAUGUGGUGAGCAAGAGAUUCCCUAGAGUGAAGAUCGUUACCUCGGAGAUUGAGUUUGGUCUAAAUGAUGAUUUCCGUGUCGUACCUGGGAUGGGCGAAUUUGGAGACAGAUACUUUGGAACAGAUGAUUAUCAGUCAUCGACGCCAUUCUUCUGUGACAAUAAAAAUCAUGUCAGGCUCUUGUGA